AUGAGUAAAACACAUCCACCCGAGUUGAAGAAGUACAUGGACAAACAAGUCAAUAUUAAAUUAAAUGGAAAUAGGAAUGUCUCGGGUGUUUUGCGAGGAUUCGAUCCAUUUAUGAAUAUUGUGGUUGAGGACUGUAUUGAGCAUAUGAAGACAGGGGAGUCUCAAAGUAUUGGAAUGGUUGUUAUUCGUGGAAAUUCGAUUGUUAUUAUGGAGCCUAUGGAACGAAUUCAAUGA
Molecule: messenger RNA, 234 nt
Organism: Meloidogyne enterolobii
Lineage: Eukaryota; Metazoa; Nematoda; Chromadorea; Rhabditida; Meloidogynidae
Source: the annotation of a GenBank genome assembly